Molecule: messenger RNA, 927 nt
Organism: Rana temporaria (common frog)
Lineage: Eukaryota; Metazoa; Chordata; Amphibia; Anura; Ranidae
Gene: C10H1orf50
Product: chromosome 10 C1orf50 homolog
Exons: 5
Coding region: 153-707 (184 amino acids)
Source: RefSeq, a predicted model, not a curated record
CAACAGAGGAGACAAUAAAACUUUUGCCCUAAACAAAGAUGGCCGCCGUUGUGUAAGUGCAGUAACUCAGCUGUUUUGUAACCUCACCUGUAUGCACGUGUGUUAGAUCAUAGAGGAUUUCAGAAGGUACGGGCUGUGUAUCAAAGGGGAUCAUGGAGAAGAGCCACAAAGACCAGAUUACUACAGUGACCUUGGUGGAAAGCAGAUCGAACCCUUCGGGGGUCCAGCUGGUCAGCACCUAUCAAACCAAUCGCAUAGGAGACCCUUCCAACCUCGUGGAAUUGGCAGAGCAGGUGCAAAAGGCUGAUGACUUCAUAAGAGCAAACGCCUGCAACAAGCUGACGGUGAUAGCGGAGCAGAUCCGGGUGUUACAGGAACAAGCAAGGAGGGCAUUGGAAGAAGCCAAGAGAGAUGCAGAGUUGCACCACGCAGCGUGCAAUGUGGUAAAGAGACCCGGGAAUAUCUAUUACUUGUAUGAACGAGAGAGUGGGCAGAGGUACUUUUCCAUCCUCUCUCCAAAGGAAUGGGGAAAGAGCUGUCCACAUGAAUUCAUUGCGGCAUACAAACUUCAGCACGAUAUGUCCUGGACGCCCUUCGAGCAAAUCGAAAAACGGGACGCAGAAAUUAAUAUCAUUGAUAAACUGCUAAAUGAUCAGAUUGCCCUUCCAUCAUCAGCUGAACCCAACUUCAGAGGACUCACUUAUUAAUGUUUGGCAAAUUCUCCGUGUCCUAGUGCGCUCAGUGGACAGUCUCUGCCAUACGAACAAUUAUAAUCAACAAGGAAACUACAAUAAUUGGCUGUAUUAUGUGAUUAUAUUUGGUAUUGGUUGUUUACGGAGUUGUAUCUUUUAAGCAGUUGUGCCUUUUAUUCUAACAUUAUAAAUAACGUUCUGUGUUUUUUACUCUCCACAAAGGAGCUUGACUGUU